This is a messenger RNA of Durusdinium trenchii, 3617 nucleotides long. The record is from the annotation of a GenBank genome assembly. Lineage: Eukaryota; Dinophyceae; Suessiales; Symbiodiniaceae.
CCUCAGGCGGUUGAGGAAUCGAGAGCCGACCUUUCACCGUUCGCAUUGGCAUGUCAUCCUUUUCAUCACGGAGUUUUGGGCUCCAAGAUUGUGAGUGUAUAGAUUUUGACCAAGCAUGUGUUGUGUCGUCUGCCGCUUGGUGCGGGUGGCUGCUCUUUUUCAGGCAUGCCUUGCCCGCACCUGCUUCAAGGCCCCCGCCAGUGCCAAUGGCUGGUAUGGAAUUCAAUGGCGUGAGCAUCCCUACGUUGGUACGGGGAGCUAUUUCGACUCCGUAUCCUUUACCGCCAUGACCUGCACCAUGGGAGUCUACGUGAACUGGAUCGAGUAUCCCAACAGUGGUUGGGAUUUGUCCAAAGAUGAACAUGGAGCAAGUCCCAGAUGCAGCGGCCAGGUUUCCCCAAACCAAAACAGCACCAUCACCUGCGGCAAAACAGGUCUUCACUACACCGUUCAUCCCGCCGUUUGGGGGGAGUGCAGCCGAGCAGAGAUUUGCGAUGUGCAAGGCGUGUCGCAUCUCCAAUUGAUAACAGGCACUCAAGUGGACUAUGAAUGGAGUCCCGGGGAGUGGACCACUUGCUCUGAAACAUGUGGCCCUGGCACCAAGACCCGCAGCGUCUUGUGCUCGCCAGAGGAUCCCGGAUACUGCCAUCAAAAUGAGAAGCCCUCGACGACAGAUGAUUGUAACCUCGCAAGCUGCCAGUGGGAAAUCCAAAGCUGGGGUGCGUGUUCGCAUCUCUGUGGGGGUGGCGAGCGGAACAGAAAUGUCACAUGUCCACGAGAUGAUUCUUUUUGCAUUGGCACCAAGCCAGAUACCACAGAGGCCUGCAAUGAGCAAUUAUGCGAGUGGGACGUGCAGAAUUGGAGUGCUUGCUCUCAAGAUUGUGGUGGUGGCGGGCGGAACAGAAAUGUCACAUGUCCACGAGAUGAUUCUUAUUGCAUUGGCACCAAGCCAGAUACCACAGAGGCCUGCAAUGAGCAAUUAUGCGAGUGGGACGUGCAGAAUUGGAGUGCUUGCUCUCAAGAUUGUGGUGGUGGCGAGCGGAACAGAACUGUCACAUGUCCACGAGAUGAUUCUUAUUGCAUUGGCACCAAGCCAGAUACCACAGAGGCCUGCAAUGAACAGAACUGCUCCACUACAACGGAGGCUUUUGCUGGUGAAGCUGAUGAUCCGAGUUCAACGACUUCGACAUUUGCGACCGCAACUGGCACAACAUUGAGCAGCCGCGCGACCACCGCAAGUGAGGAGGCACCUGGUCAGCGCCAAGGGCUCAAUGAGGUCUUAGUGGCCGGUCUGGCGAUUGCUGGUCUUAUUGCCGCUGGUAUUGUGGUCUAUUGCUGCCACCGCUGCUGCCGCCCAGACGCCGCUUGUUGCUGCCAUUGCAAGAAGCAGGAGGACGAUGUGGUUAAGGCACCAGGACAGGAACCAGUGGUUGUCAAGGAGAAGCGUCGCGCCCGCAGUGGUGCUGGCGACACUGAUAGCUCGCGUCUAGACCGCCAAUUGACAGCGCUCGUGCCUGAUGAUGUGAUUGUAACUGUAGACAAGGACGACCGUGAGUCAACGCCCACGCCUGAUGAUCGGGUUGCAGACAGCAAGGACUUCGAAUUCUCUUCGGUCACUGAGAUCCAAGCAGGGGGCAUGCAAAAGCUAGGAGUAGUGGUCCAAGAGCACUUUGAUUAUGAAGAAUUAGCCAAGGACGCCUUGUUUUUGGUAUCUGGCACAACCACCCUCGAUGCUGGCACCCUCAAAAAGAUAAACGCCGAAAGGCUGAAGAAUGGAGAAAAAGAGCUACCAGAUGCGAUAAAUGUGCAGCAACAGAUGCACGAGAUCGAGGCGCGUGGCUUUCAGGUGCUUGGGUGUGGCGUUGGAGAUGAUGGCAGCCUGCUGCGUGAAGGUGUCCCUCUUCAGGAGGUGAGGACUGGUUGGGCGCGUAGACGUUGCACUAAGCCGCUCAUCUCCGAUCAAGACCUCCGGCUGAAAUGUGGCAUGGGCAAGAAUGAUGAUAAUGAGGACCGAUGGCUGGUCCAUUACAGACACUAUUCCGAGAAGACCAAAUGUGGCGUCCUAAUUUUAGCAGGUAGCGUGGAUUUCUUUCGUUUGUGGGCAGCGUCUGAUGCCUGUCGCAGGGAGGUUGCGGAGGUUCCGGAUGGGCGCCUUUUUGCGUACAUCGAUGGCAUCGUCAUCCGUGUCAACUCACCGAAACCUGAGAAGCUUUGGGCUUCUGCUAAAGCGGGUCCUGGCUACAUUGUGUGGUCCAACGGAGAGCUCUAUUCAGGACCGCUGAAAAACUCCCAGCCACACGGCAAAGGCACGCACUACUUUGAGAACGGCGACUUCUUUGAGGGAGACUUUAGAGAUGGACAAAUUCACGGCAAGAAUGGUACCCAUUUCUAUGAGAAUGGCAGCAAAUUGGAGGGCACAUGGGCAAGCGGUAAAGCGGUCCUUGCCACGUGCACAUAUCAUUUUGUAGACGGGACGAAGUUUACGGGCCAAUGGCCAAAGGAGCAGAUGAAUGCAAAAAGCGUUCAAGAGCAUGUAUUAUACCAACCGCCGUGCUGUACACUGACAUUCCCGAUGUUCUGGCGCCAAAUUUGCCCAGUCAACUCCGAUGCGCUUCCAUCAGUCAUGGACCAGUAACCCUUAAAGUCAGAGACUGCCAGUGCACACUUCAACACCUCCAAAGGAGGUGUUUUUCCAGGUUGACGGGAUGACUUCAUCAUAGUUCUUCUCGAUCACAGAUGUAAAACUAUUUGUGCACCGUUGCGAGCAUGCAUUCUUGUGCGUGCAGCGACAGCGCGCUUUAUAAGGUCAAGGUUCUCUUUGGAUGCAACCUGUCUCUAAAGAAGGCCUUGCUUAUAGCUUUUCCAGCCAGUUGCAAAGCAAAUUGGACUAUGUGAAGCUCAAUGCUCUUCAUCGUUGAAGACGCCAAUCAUAUGCGCGAUGUGCACGUGCUUAAUCAGAUUCUCUGCAUCUGUCAGGAGUUGUUUUUGAAUGGCCCCGACAGCUGCAGAGUACUGGAUGGCCUGCGUGCCCCAAGGAUAGGCAUUGCGAAGGCAGGAGAGUAGAAAAUGAUAGUGAGAGGAACCAUCCUCGGUUGCGUUGAAGCCGCUCUGUUUUGGAGCAUAUUUUUCUGCACAUAAGACACUUCUGAGACCUGAUUUCUGCACUGUCAACCAAAGUUUCUGUUGUGCAUGUUCCUUGGCUCGAGCUCCACACGGGAUAACGGGACUUUUUGCAGGUACUUCGAAGUCCUCGAAUCCCGAAUGGUGCAUUGCUUCCAACUCCUGCAUCCAAGUCGCGGAGGCACUGUCUUGGUCUGUCAUGGAUCUGAGAGGACAGGCACGCCCAGCGAAUUGAGAGCAGGUAAAGACCCCGCAUUAUGCAAGCGCCACAUAUUUUAACUUUUUCUUUGUCACAGGUUCUGAUGCCAGCUUGUUCAUUGCUGUUUUUGCUCCAUCAGACCUGGUUGAGGUCCCUUUUUUGCAAUGUUCAAAAGGAAAGGGUCGAGAACGCCGACUUUGUGCUGGCUGCGAUGAAUUUGAGAUGCAAUCUAGCGAAUGCCGCUGGUGCAUUCUUCAUGAUGGGACUGUGCUUAGUAGACGAGGAGACAUGUAUGCUG